Molecule: messenger RNA, 2229 nt
Organism: Wasmannia auropunctata (little fire ant)
Lineage: Eukaryota; Metazoa; Arthropoda; Insecta; Hymenoptera; Formicidae
Exons: 7
Coding region: 100-1569 (489 amino acids)
Source: RefSeq, a predicted model, not a curated record
AAAAGAGGACAAGUGACGUCUGUAAUAUGGCCGAUGUAUUACAUAUGUGCCUAGAAAAUACGUGCCUGAGGUUAAGAUUCUUAGGUUAAAGAUUGCAAUAUGCCUGUAUCUUGCACCAUUAAAAGUUGUAAAAGUACAAAACGAAAGAAUAAUUUAGAGAUAACAUUUCAUAAAUUUCCACUUAAAAAUGAAAAAAUUCUGAAGUAUUGGAUUGCGGCUACAGGACGAGACAAUUGGAUUCCAUAUUUAGAUGCCCGAAUAUGCAGUUUGCAUUUUGUAAAUAACGAUUACUAUAACGAUACACAAAGCAGCCGAAAACGAUAUUUAAAACCAGAUGUAAUACCAACGCAACAUGUACACACAAAUAUAUUGCAAGUAUUCCAGCAAGAUACAGCGAAUAAUAUCAAAUGUAAUGCAAUAACACCUAACAAUGAUGUUAUUUCGGAGGACUUGACUAAUCAACAGACUGAAAAUUACGAAAUUGUAGUGAAAUCAGAAGAUAAUCCAAAGAAUAAUAUUACCUGGGAAGAAGAUUUGACGAAUCAGCAGAGUGAAAAUUAUGAAACUAUAGUGGUAUCGAAAUGUUCCAACUGUUUAAAUUUUAAUGAUGUAUUGCUUGAAAAUCAAAAAUUACGUAAGAUAUUAGAAGAUCUAAAAGUAUUACAGGAAAAACGUUUAAAUCAGCAGGCAGAAAUGUUUCAUACUUUGAUGCGUAAUAACGAAGCAGCAUUGAAACAAAAAUUGGAGGUGGUUGGAAGGAAAAAUAAAACCUUGAACAAAAGCAUAAAACGGAAAGGAGAAAAUAUCAAAAGCAAUUUAAAAUCAUUAAUUGAAGUAUUAAAAAGCAGAAAUAUUUCGGAAAAUGAUAAUGUGUUUAAAUUAAUUAAGGAAUUUGGUAAUAUAAUGCCAUCAUAUUGUAGUGUGGCAAAUUGUUUCAAUAAUUCCGAGCAAAGUUAUGCACUGUUUAGAUAUCCUCAAGAUGAGAAAUUAAGAAGGAAAUGGAUUAGUGCAAUAGGGAGAGAUGAAAAUUGGUCACCUAGCAGUUCUCAAAGAGUUUGCGAGGUACAUUUCAAGCCAUCUGACAUCGAGUUUAUUGCUGGGCGCAAGCGAGUUAAGUGUGGCGCAGUUCCCUUUCGCUUCUGCGUGUGGCCUUCUACGGAGGACCGAGAGAACUGUCUAAGAAGAACCAGACAUGAUCACACAUAUAAUGCUAAUGAGCAUAAGACAAGUUGCAAUAUGCAGAAAAAGCAGACUAUUCUCUCUUCGCAAUCACUAUCAAGACAAAAAUUAAUAGAAAAUAACGAGCGACUAAAAUAUAUAAUUGAAAAUGAUCAUACAUAUGUCAUGUCAGGCCAGCAAAAACCACUAACGUCAACGAUACUCGACAAGAUGUCUAUCAAGAAAUAUUUUAGAAAGAAGACAAUAAACUUAGUGAAACAUCAAUAUGGCUGUGUAAAGACUUGCGAACCAUUAAUUACUGAGGAAAUAAAAGCUAUUGACCAGUCCAAAGACAUAACAGAAGAGAAAGACAAUGUGUGCAGCCAGUGGAUAAGAAUGAUAACUUACUGAAUAACUUCAUAAAAAUGAACAAUUGCUGAACGAAAUAAAAGGCAUUGCGGAAGAAAUGGUAAAAACAGAAAAGGACUGAAGAGAGUGAUUUAAAUAGGAAUGAAUCUAAGAUUUAGGUAGGAAUGAAAGAUGCACGAAGAAAACUAUGAUGAACCAAAAAUAGAUUAAACUAUUUCUUAUUUAUAAGAAACAUCUACAAGAAAAGUGAAAAAUUGACUGAAGAUUAGUGGAAGAUUUUGGAAGCUGAGCAAAGGUUUGAAAUAGUCUAAAGAAAACAAUUUUAAAAGCAUUGAGUUCCUGUUUCACUUUUAGCAUUAAGGGUUGCAAUUAUAUAAGAGAAGUUGCUUCUUUUUCUUCAAUCAGAUUUUACAGCAAAGUGUUAAAAAAUAUUUGUUUUGUUUGUACCAGAAUUUUUGACAAUAUUUUUUUUAUUUGAAAAAAAACCCCUAUUUAAAAAAAGUAGAUAUAAGUAAAAUUCGAUAGAAAAGCAUAAAUAACACAUAAGAUAUUAAUUUUUUUAAUUAUUAUAAAUAAAUGAACGCUUGAAAUUAUUUAAAUAAUAUAUUUAUAAGAAGUUGGAGUUCUUUCUGAUAGCAUUUUAAUAAUAUAAAUAAUUUUUACUUAUAUCUGUGAUACAAUAAACUGAAUAUAUCAAACAAA